AUGGCAUGCUCCCUUACAGCCCCUUUAACGGCAUGCACAAGUCUACCAUUUCAGCAGUCACCAUCUACACAGGUCCUCAAUCUGAGCUACGAGCUUUGUCCACUCCCCACCGUGUUUAGCGCUUUGUACAUCAACGGCGCGGUUUUGGGGCUGAGGUCUUGCUCGGCUGUACCAGCACUCUCAUCCCCUGCUUCACCGAACGUUCCACAGUCAUUACAACCCACGCCGACUCAGCUGCUCACGAUCCAUCAACCGGCCAUAGACAGAUUUCCGUUUGCUAAGAUGCGAGACAAUCUCAUCACCAUGUGCGCCGCAAUCGAUGAUGAAGACUUCACCCGGGACUUGUUUACAAUGCCAAGUUUUAACAUCACGCCUGGUCUUGCCGCAUGGGAUCCUAAAGCCUGGAGAAUCGAGAGAUAUUUUGCGGCCAAAUGGGGAUUUCUCUUUUGGUGA
Fonsecaea erecta is the source of this 453-nucleotide messenger RNA. RefSeq lists its product as hypothetical. The transcript has a single exon. The record is from RefSeq and is a predicted model, not a curated record. Lineage: Eukaryota; Fungi; Ascomycota; Eurotiomycetes; Chaetothyriales; Herpotrichiellaceae. Bases 1 to 453 code for a protein of 150 amino acids.